Cladophialophora yegresii CBS 114405 is the source of this 831-nucleotide messenger RNA. RefSeq lists its product as uncharacterized. Bases 1 to 831 code for a protein of 276 amino acids. The record is from RefSeq and is a predicted model, not a curated record. Lineage: Eukaryota; Fungi; Ascomycota; Eurotiomycetes; Chaetothyriales; Herpotrichiellaceae. Gene Ontology annotation, cellular component: cytosol. Gene Ontology annotation, biological process: TOR signaling. The transcript has a single exon.
AUGGCGGUCAAUGGCCAUCGGGCGCCUAAUGGCAUUAACACGACCUUUCCCUCGCCUACCGCUGCUCCUCCACGGGCAUUCUCGAUCGAGGGAUUUCGUGUCCAGACCCAGAAGUUACCGAUCUUGAAGGCCGGACCCAUUGAAGAGAUGACUAAAAUGUUGGGGAUUGCGCCGCCUGAGAUGAUCUUUGGUGACAACCUCGUCACGAUCGAGCAUUCGGCCUCCCAAUGGGGAAUCAAGUUUGACGCGUUCGGAGCUCUAGAUCGUGUUGACAGGACCGGCGAGCGACGGUUGAAGGUGGCCUACUCCCAGGAAUGGCAACAGAGCAGGGAAGAUCAACAUGAUAUCAAAGAAGUCGUAAAGCCAUUCGAUUGGUCCUACACCACUGACUACAAAGGUGACCUUGCUCCGGGGAGCCGGGAAUUCCAGGCUUCUGAAGACCCCAUCCCACUCGAAUUACUCAAGCGACCGGACCCCAUUUUGUUCUUCGACGACGUGGUACUUUACGAGGACGAGCUCGCUGAUAACGGCAUUACGAUGCUCUCCUGCAAAAUCCGAGUCAUGCCUGCACGAUUACUCCUCCUCUGCCGCUUCUUUAUGAGACUUGAUAAUGUUCUUGUCAGGUUGCGAGAUACCAGAGUAUACGUCGACUUUGGGAAGAAAGAGGUAAUCAGAGAAUACAUAGCGAAGGAAGAGGCAUACAGCAAAAUUUGUGACGGUUUGGCAAGCAGAAGAGACGAUGUCACUGCUGUGCUCCGCGACCCAAAUCAGAUGGCCGACCUCUUGCCUGUAGUUGAAAAAACCCUGGAGCGAGUCGGGCUGGGCACUUGA